Molecule: messenger RNA, 471 nt
Organism: Cooperia oncophora
Lineage: Eukaryota; Metazoa; Nematoda; Chromadorea; Rhabditida; Trichostrongylidae
Source: the annotation of a GenBank genome assembly
AUGUUUACAUUUCUUCUUAAGGACCUUACGGUAUGGGAUUCAAGGUAUCGAGCACACAUGGGCAGGAUGACAACAUUACUAACAGAAGCUUGUCGUAAAACGGUUGAAAACAAGAAGUUCCUCGAUUGGUUGGUUGCACAGCAGUUUGAUCUCGCCUUCUCUCAUAUUUACGACGUCUGUCCUAUUGGCCUUAUUCAUUUCGCCAAAAUUCCUUCGUGGAUAUGGUUGAACAGUGGCAGUUUGAUGGAUUUCGUUGCCUAUCAUAUGGGGGUGCCGACAAUUCCUAGCUACGUCCCACCUGUGAUUAUGGAAAGUACGGAUAAGUUAAAUUUCGUGGAAAGAGCCAAGAGUUUUGUUGGACAUUCCAUUAUGCCAUCAAUGUGGAAGAAAAAUUUCGAUAUUACCAAAGCACCCAGAAAAUCCUUCGCCGAAGCUUCCGACAAGGAGAACCGAAGCAAACAAUAUAGAUGA